This is a messenger RNA of Solanum pennellii, 761 nucleotides long. Its product is annotated as probable RNA-binding protein EIF1AD. The record is from RefSeq and is a predicted model, not a curated record. The transcript has 4 exons. Gene Ontology annotation, biological process: translational initiation. Gene Ontology annotation, cellular component: nucleus. Bases 28 to 555 code for a protein of 175 amino acids. Gene Ontology annotation, molecular function: translation initiation factor activity; RNA binding. NCBI's taxonomy places the organism in Eukaryota, Viridiplantae, Streptophyta, Magnoliopsida, Solanales, Solanaceae.
AAAACAGGGGGUUAGGGUUUUGCAGUAAUGUGGAAUGAAGAAGAAGGCAUGAGAGGGGGAAGGAAGAAUUUGAAGAGGGCUGUUGAGGAAGAAUUUUUGACUCUUCAAAAAGGGCAAAGUAUUAUGCAGGUUUUGGACCUUCGAGGUUCAAAUCUUAUUCAAGUAAGGGAUGCAAAAGGUGAAACAUCAUUAGCAAUAUUUCCAGCUAAAUUUCAAAAGAGCAUGUGGAUAAAAACAGGCAAUUUUGUUGUGGUUGAUGAGAGUGGUAGAGAAGAAGCUACUGAAUCAGGUAGAAAAGUGGGAUGUGUUGUUACACAGGUUCUCUAUUAUGAUCAAGUUCGUUUGCUUCAAAAAUCACCAGAAUGGCCAGAGAUCUUCAAAUCCACAGCAGUAGAGAGUUCGAAACAGGAUAAUACGCAAUCACACAAUUUCCAGAUGAAUGAAAGUGAAGACUCAAGUGAUGAUGGACUCCCUCCAUUAGAAGCCAAUACAAACAGAUCAAAUCCCUUUCAACAGGAUUCGGAAACAGAAUCUGAUUCAGAUACCGAUCCCUGAUCCAUGUUUUGGUACAUUUAUGACUUCAUUUCUUUUUUGCAUAUGAAGUAGGUGUAAAGACAUUUAGUAUGUGGCAGUCCAGUGUUAUGAAUUAAGGUCAAUGAGCACAUACUAAUGUCUGAUUAGCUUUUUUGCCUAAUGUUGAUAAAAAUUUGUGAUGCAAGGGUUUCAAUAUAUAUUUUACUGUAUUUCCUUUGGAUGUUUGA